AUGGGCUCUGCAAGUGAACAGCCAAAUCUCGUCGCGCUCUUUGGCGUGCAGCAGAACACCCCUAGAUUGGAGGAGCAGAUCAAACUUUACAACAAGAUCGGCUAUGUCAUCGACGACGGUUUCCAGCUUGCCGAUGGCGAACAACUCCCUGACGCGUGGUUCAGCGCCCGAGGAGUGAAAAGGGACGACCUGGACAAAUUUGUGGCUAUGAAACUUCCUGGGGAUGCUUACAUGCAUGUCUUCUUCUAUUCCUGGAAGAACCUGAUCACCAAGAAUCAAUGGCCAGCGCCGUUCAACCUGAUAGGGUCGCGGGGCAUGACUUUUCUGUUCGAUGAUGUCGAAACGGAACUGGCCCGAAUUAAAAAAGAUUUCCCAGAGACGAAAGUCCUGCAGGAACCGUACAAGGUCAGGCGCAAAUGGGGAGUCACCACCCAGGCCUUGAUCAUCGACCCGGAGGACUUGUGGGUGGAGCUGAUCUCGAUCGACCAAAACCCAUUCGAGAAGCUGGCCAGGCCGCCCAACGGAAACGAGAUCAGCCUUCUCCAUUUCCAAGUCAACUGCCGCAACUUCGAAAAGUCCAACAACUUUUACAAAGCUUUCGGUAUGACGCACGACACGGGAGUGAACGAAAGACACGUCGAGUCGGCUUUCCCCGACGGAUUCGGUGUCUUCAAGAAGCAGAUGAAGGACGCCUUCAACUUUAUCAUCGAAGACAAAAUCUUGGACGUCGGCUUCUUGCGCAAUCCCCGCGACCCGAGUCUGAUGCACCUCGAGCUCCUCGAGACCAUCGACAACGGCCGCUUGUUGAAAGACCCAGGACUCGACCCAACCUGGUCGCAAAAGGGUAUUUGCAGAUACUGUCACAAGACCCCCGACUACUUCAAGUCACUCGACGACAUGAAGAAGCUGGGAUGCCCAAUCUAUGUCGAUUGUCAGAAAAUGGGAUUGAACUGGGGCGACACGGUCUGGUUCUAUUUCGGGGAUCGGGAUGGGAACCUGCUUUGUCUGGAGGAAUGGAAGCACUGUCGCUUCUUUGGUGGACGCUAUUAG
This is a messenger RNA of Fonsecaea pedrosoi CBS 271.37, 1050 nucleotides long. RefSeq lists its product as uncharacterized. The record is from RefSeq and is a predicted model, not a curated record. Lineage: Eukaryota; Fungi; Ascomycota; Eurotiomycetes; Chaetothyriales; Herpotrichiellaceae. Bases 1 to 1050 code for a protein of 349 amino acids. The transcript has 2 exons.